Messenger RNA from Artibeus jamaicensis (Jamaican fruit-eating bat), 1228 nucleotides. RefSeq names its product cardiotrophin 1 (gene CTF1). The transcript is spliced from 3 exons. The record is from RefSeq and is a predicted model, not a curated record. The coding region runs from base 52 to 654 and encodes 200 amino acids. Lineage: Eukaryota; Metazoa; Chordata; Mammalia; Chiroptera; Phyllostomidae.
CCCCCCCUGGAAGGGGGGCGUGGAGGCAACCGGGAUCAGCCUGGGGCCAGCAUGAGCCGGAGGGAGGGAAGUCUGGAAAACCCCCAGGCUGACUCCUCAGUCUCAUCCCUUCCCCAGUUGGAGGCCAAGAUCCAUCAGACACAGAGCCUUGCCCGCCUCCUCACCAAAUAUGCUGAGCAGCUGCUCCAGGAAUAUGUGCAGGCCCAGGGAGACCCCUUCGGACUGCCGGGCUUCUCUCCUCCAUGGAUGCCUGUGGUGGGCUUGAGCGCUCCGGCACCCGGCCACGCGGGCCUGCCGGCGCCCGAGCGGUUGCAGCUGGAUGCCCGGGCAUUGGCCGCGCUGCCACCGCUGCUCGACGUGGUGCGCCGCCUGCAGGCCGAGCUGAACCCGCGCGCGCAGCGCUUGCUGCGGCGCCUGGAGGACGCAGCGCGCCAGGCCCGGGCCCUGAGCGCUGCAGUAGAGGCAGUUCUGGCUGCGCUGGGCUCAGAGCCCCGCGGGCCCUGGCCCGAGCCCGCCGCUGCCACAGCCGCUGCUACCACCGCUGGCGUCUUUCCCGCCAAGGUCCUGGGGCUCCGGGUGUGCGGCCUCUAUCUCGAGUGGGUGAGCCGCACGGAAGCCGACCUGGGCCAGCUGGUGCCCGGGGGCCCGGCCUGAGCGCGGGCGCGGUCCUCGGCUUGCUGGCACCUUCUCCUCACCUGUCUUCAUCUCUCCAUCUCUCUGUCUCUGUCUGUUGUCUCUUUUUGUCGUGUAUGCUCUCUGUCUCAUUUUUCUCUAGAGACCGUCUUGUCUCCAUAUGUGACUUUCCAUGUGCAUCAUAUUCUUGCUUUCUCUCUCUUUCCUCCGUCGCUUGGGUCUGCCUCAGUCUCUCUUAGUUCCCCCUCCCCUUUACCAGUUUCUGGGGGGCACUUUGUGCCCCUUUUUCCUCUCUUAUCUACUUUUGGCCCCAUAUAAGCACAUGUACAGCUCAACCUCAUCUCAAGAAGGGGACACCUUGUCACUCUGUUUCCCUCUGUCCCUCUCCCUCUCCCUUCCCCAUCACAUCCCAGCCCUCUCUCCCUCUCAUGCCCUUCCCCUCCGUCACUUCCCUCUGCCCUAUUCUUGCAUUUCCUCUUCCCCCAAGCCAGGUCUGUGAAGAGAAACAAUUUACACCUUAAAAGAGUUUCAUUUCUGAUAAUAAAUCAAUUUUUGUAAAUAAAAUGUUAAAAAAAUAAAAAGAACACAAAAGUUA